AUGACCGAUCUCGCUCGCAACGGUUCCAUCCUCGUCGCCGAGAUCAAAGCGGUGCACGCUCCUGCCGCCGACGGCACCAACGGCGCCAUCCCCGUCGCAAACGGUGAUGCCAACGGCUCUGCCAUCCUCGGCAAUGGUGCUGCGGCCGCUCCUCUGGACCCCUCGGUCACCACGCCCUAUGUGGACAGCCACCCCGCUGGCCAUGCCGCCGAGGCCUCCGCUCUGAGCGCUGGUGUCGGUGCUCAGCAUGUGCCUCACCAGGCCGACCCUUCGAUCGCCACGGGUGUCGUUUCUGGAGGAGAGACCACUGCCCCGGUCCCUGCCGCUGCUGCUGCCCCCGCCGCUGCUGCUGCCCCCGCCGCUGCUGCUGUCCCUGCCGCUGCUGCUGCCCCUACUGGUGAGGCCGCUGCUCCUGGCUUGAUUCAGCCUCAGACCACUCCCAUUCAGCCUGUCCAGCCCAGUGACCACGCUCGUGAGGUCUCGCACAUCAACACCGCCGCCCCCGCCGGCGGUUUCGCUGGUGUAGGUGCCGGCUCGCCCGCUGGUACCGCCCCCGGCAGCGCUCUGAGCGCUCAGCAGGCCCCUGCCUCGUCCGGUAUUGAGCCUGGUAGCAUCGUCAGCCCUGAGCAGCAGCAGGAGCUCCAGCAGCCUCCUCAGGAGCACCACUCUGUGGCUCCCGCUGCGGCCGCCGGUGCCGCUGGUGUUGCUGCUGGUGCUGCCGCUGGAAAGGGUUCCACCAGCGCCGCUGCUCAGGCCCCUACCUCGGCGAUGAGCCCCAAGGACAUCAAGAAGAUGGACAAGCUCAUGAAGAAGGAGGCCAAGGACGAGGCCAAGUCGCUCAAGCGCGCCAUCAAGGAGGCCCAGGCUUCCGAGAAGCUCUUCCGCAAAUCGCGCGAUGCCGAGCAGCAGGCCAUCAAGCGUCACACCAAGGCGCAGACGUACGAGCACAAGGCGAGCAAGUCGCUCAGCAGGGCCAAGGCUGAGCACGAAAAGACCGCCGCCGAUCUGGCCAAGGCCGUCGAGGAGCUGGACAUCAAGAAGCGCCACACCGAGGGCACGCGCUCGGGCUACGAGGAGGCCAAGAAGCGCAUUGAUGAGCUUAGGAGCCAGAAGACCAUCAACGACCAGGCUAGGUCCCGCACCGCCGCCCAGAUCCACGGUGGUCGUUGA
Molecule: messenger RNA, 1170 nt
Organism: Kalmanozyma brasiliensis GHG001
Lineage: Eukaryota; Fungi; Basidiomycota; Ustilaginomycetes; Ustilaginales
Exons: 1
Coding region: 1-1170 (389 amino acids)
Source: RefSeq, a predicted model, not a curated record